Molecule: messenger RNA, 5948 nt
Organism: Portunus trituberculatus (swimming crab)
Lineage: Eukaryota; Metazoa; Arthropoda; Malacostraca; Decapoda; Portunidae
Product: neurogenic protein big brain-like
Exons: 7
Coding region: 393-1961 (522 amino acids)
Biological process (GO): transmembrane transport
Cellular component (GO): plasma membrane
Molecular function (GO): water channel activity
Source: RefSeq, a predicted model, not a curated record
AGCGUUAGUGUCUGUGUGGUGAGGUGGUAGUGGCUGGCGCGGAGCAAGUGGAACCAUGUGACAUUGUAUUCUCUUAUUUCGCCAAUUGAUAGUGCUUAAUCUUUAAGGAUACCCAAAGACCACAGUGUGAUAUAUGUCACAUGUAGUUAUUGAGCAUUUGGGUAGGUUGCACAUUCAUGCGGUGGGAGAUGACAUGUUAACAAAAACUGGCAGAAGUUAGGUGAUAACGAUAGAAUAUCCCGCCAAGGUUGUGCAGCGGUGCUUCACCUGGUACAAAGCAUGAGCGAGCACAGCUAGACCUUGUGUCGCUGAGUGGCCUGAGUGGUGUGUGAGGCCAGCCGUGUGUGUGUGUGAAAGAGAGUGUGGUGUGGGCGUGAGGCUUUGGUGUGACAAUGGCCAGCACUACGGGCGGCGGCGGCGGCUCCGCAAUGGAUGCCCAGCUCGUGGCCCUCCUGGACAAGUUGGAAGGCCUUCGGCAGGAGGUUGGCCCUCCUCCUAGGCUGUCCAUGAUUGCUGAAGUGCGCACCCUAGAGCUAUGGCGCGCGGUGAUCGCCGAGUGCCUGGCCACGGUGUUCUAUGUGUUCCUGGUGUGUGGCGCCUACAGCCCCUGGACCGGCAAGGUGUUGACGCAGGACGGGCAGCUGACAGUGGCCUUGGUGGCAGGUUUCACCAUGGCCAUCCUCGUCCAUAGUUUUGGCCAGGUUUCCGGGGGCCACAUCAAUCCUGCUGUCACGGUCUCUCUGGCGGUCACCCGGCAUGUGUCUCCUCUGCGCGCCGCUAUGUUCGUACUGGCGCAGCUUGGGGGCGGGAUAGCCGGUGCAGCGCUGCUCUAUGGGGCGACGUCAUCUGGCUACACGGGUGACCUGGGAGCCACCUCGGUGUCACAAGUCAUCACCCAGUGGCAAGGUCUGGGUCUGGAGUUUCUCUUAACCUUCGUGGUGGUCUUCGUGUUCUUUUCUUCCGUCAAUCCCUACCGCAGGAGCUUCGGAAACCCCUCCGUCGUGAUUGGGUUCGCCUACAUGGCCUGCACGCUCGUAGGGCUCCCCCUCACUGGUGCCUCCAUGAACCCAGCACGCUCCCUCGGGCCAGCCUUCGUCAAGAACAAGUGGGACGCUCAUUGGGUGUACUGGGUGGCUCCUUUGGUGGGCGGCAUGACGGGAGGCCUCAUCUAUGAGUACAUCUUCAAUCCACACAGAGUGCCGCGCUCCCGCAAGGAUUCCAUGGAUGGAGAUUCUUCAAGUGUAGGGAGUGAUGAAGAUCCAUACGAUGAAUGCUCCAAGCCUCCACCUCGGUAUAAUUACAAUGCUCUUCAUGCCCAAAACUACGACCAGUACCGCCCUGCCAAUACCUCCAACACCACUUCUCCCUUAGGAUAUCCAGCAAGUAUGUAUGAACACAACGGAGCAACUUCAGUUUGUAAUGCAUCAGCAUACAAGUAUGACAAUGGUUAUGUCAAAGAUGAUAUUUACUCAGGAUCAAAGAGUUUAUACACUAAAUCACCACCCUUGCCAAGAUCAUCAUCUCUAAACCGCUCCCAGUCAGUGUAUGCCAAGCCUCCACCACCUCGCAUGGACAACUACAACAGGAACCUCACUCACUCUCAAAGCCUGUGUCCCAAAUCAGCCACAGAUUUCUCCACCCUUCCUCACACAGAUAACAUGUACAAAAGCAACCCUCGGAGGGACACCCUUUAUGUCACAAGUAAGUCUGGGAUUGUGAAACCAGAGCCAGUGUAUGGAACAUCUUACAACAAACAAAAUGAUUCUGGAGAUUCAAACUACUCCACUUAUCGAGGCACAGCAAGUUAUAGUUCAUCCCGUUCCUCAAAUCCAGGACCACCAGUUCCCAUGAGUCGAACACGUACUGACAAUCUCACUCCAAAUUCGGUUGCUUCCGCUCAUUCAAGUCUUGUUACUCCUAACUCAGCAGGCUUGUGUUACUCUCCAAAUCCUCAAUAUUAAGAAGAGGACAAACAAUUUCACACCAGAAUUCUGCCUUGAACAAUUGGGAAUCAUAACUCUUGGAUAAUUGCUAAUGCUUUGCAUUCUGUUGGCCAAAUGGAAAAAAAUAUUGAAUAUGUGUAAAGCCCAUUUAUUGGUGUUUUAUUUUACUUUAUAUCUUAUUUAGAAGACUUACUUAUUAGUAUUUGUAUUUUUCAUCUUUUAUUUAAUGGUGUGUACUAAGAACAUAAAGUGCUUCCAUUAUUUAAAUGUUUCAGGGCUUUCCAAAAAUAAUUAUAGCUUUAAGACAUAAUCCCUGAUUAAGACAUUUAAAUAUGACUAUAAAUAAAGUAUACAACUUUUUUCAUCAGUAUAAUUCAAUACUUCUUUCUAUAUUUAAUGUAGUACCUCCCAAGCUUGAUAUGAACUUUGUUUGCAAACUAAUAUAGAAACAAUUGGAAUUUACUAGUAAAUUAGAAUGGAUACUGUCAUGUGAAUGUGUCAAGAUUAUUUAUAUAUAAUAACAUUUCACCACUUGCUAGAAUAGAAGAAUCCAGUAAGUCAGGUGUAUUAACAGUUCCAUGGUUGCCCAGUUGCACUUUUUGCAAUUUCAAGCAGCGUGUGUGUGUGUGUGUGUGUGUGUGUGUGUGUGUGUGUGUAUCCUGAGAUAAAAUAUUUCAUGUGAUGUCAGAUGAUUUGGUAGGCUAUACUCCUUUAAAUUAUAUAAAUUUGCACAUGAUAGAUGGAUCUCAAAUUAUAUUUUGGCCCACUUUAUACAACAUAUUGAAGACUUUGUACAAAAACUAUUCAUUCAUUUAUUGUCAUGAAUGUGAGUUUAUAAAUUAAAUCUAAAGAAAAUACAACACAAAAGAAAAACUUAAAUUAUCACCAACAAAAAAUUUAAUACUUGCAUAGAGAAGAUACAAACAUCAGUGUCUAAUGAAAAUUGUUUGGCUCAUGUUAAAUUUUGGACAUGUAUUAACAGUUUAAAUCAAGUAUCUAACUUAGCUGGAGACACUUACAUUACAACUGGUGCCAACUUAUGUAAGAAUAUUUUGGUCAUUAGAUCAAAAUGUAUAUAAACCCAUCUAUUUUGACAUAUUUAAACAUAUUGUCAGCAUUUAGAGUGCAGGUAUUCUUUUCCUUCCUGUGUGCAAAUUACAUAAAUGUACAAGCUUCCUAUAAAAUCUGUACUGAUUUCACAGUUUAAAAAGAUCUAAAGAAAAUAUUUUACAAGAAACACACAAAGGUAUCAGCUUGGGAGGUUCUAUUAUUUCAUUUAGCUUAUCCAAGGAUGUUGUACCACAUGUUGAAAUGCCAAAUCACAAAUAUGUAGUGUGUGUGUGUGUGUGUGUGUGUGUGUGUGUGUGUGUGUGUGUGUGUGUGUGUGUGUGUGUGUACAUAUAUGUAUUCAGAAUUUAAUUAUGCUUAAGGUGUCUCGAUCAUAUUUCUUCACAUGAAAGAAGCAUGUUCCUUUUAAAAGUAUGACAUGUGAUGUUUUGACAAACAGAUGGUAAACACUAAGUAAUGUAUGAACAAAUGUAUGUUUCUACUUGUAUAUAUUAAUGCCAAUUCUCAUUAUCACUUUGCCAACACUGGCAAAUGUUACAAGCUGUGUGUGUUUUACUUUGUUGUAAAGACAAAUCUUAGCUAAUUAUACAAAUGAUUUUGAAUGCUCAUCUUCUUGAGAUAUUUGUGCAGUCUACUUCUUACAUAAAGUAUAAAUUUGAGAACAAUUACAAACAAGUAAGUCUUGUUAUAUAUAAAGUUAUAUGUUAGAUAUGUUUUCUUGAGAAUUAUUCAAUAAUUGUAAAUAGUAGGUAUGAUUUAUAACAACCCAACUUGCUUCUGAGUGUACUUGUAAGAAAAAACAUGAAAGUGUUUCACGGUCAAAUUGGUCUAAACCAUAGGCAUUUAAAAAAUAUAUUAAAUCAAAUUAAUAAAUUAGAUCAAAAGAUAUUUUUUAUCAGCUGGAACUGAAUGCUAAGGUGGAGAACACCCAUUCAUCUCGGCAAAUAAAGUUGAUUUCAGCCCUAAAGUUGAGUAUGAUACAAUACAUAUACACAAUUUAUAUUUUUCAGAUCUUCAUUUCAUCAUCCAUAUAUAUAUAUAUAUAUAUAUAUAUAUAUAUAUAUAUAUAUAUAUAUAUAUAUAUAUAUAUAUAUAUAUACACACACACACACACAGUAAACCCUACUUAAAUUGGACCUGAAUAAACUGGAUAUAAUUUUUUUUCUCUCUCUCUCUCUCCUCUAUCCAGAGUGCAUUGGUUGUCAUGUUCUAUCCCUAGUUUCAAUAAUCUUAAGCCACUAAGCCUAUAUACUGGUUAAAAUAUCCCUAAUACCUCUUACAUUGUCAGUGUCAUUUGAGUUGUCUGAGCUGUUAAGAGACAUGAAAAAGGUGUAUGCCUCAGUACUGCCAGUGCCAAGAUCAGUGUUUACACAGCUGACUUAGCAAGCGCACCACAGUGUCUCCCUCAGUUUUCACUCACUCUGUAGUUCUUAUUGUUGCCUUUGUAAAUGCAUGCGAAAUGUGAAGAAAAAAAAAAAAAAAUCCUUGAGUAACUGAUUUCUAGAUAAUUUGGAUUGGCCUCCCCCCAAUAGGUCCAACUUAUGCUAGGAUUUACUUUAUACCUAUUUGUUAGCAAGACCUACUUGUAUACAUAUUACAAGAAAAAAUUUCUCCAUUUAAGUGAAAACUUUUUUCAUCUAUGAUCAUUAAUAUUCUUGUUAUUAUUAUUAUCAUUAUUAUUUUUAGAAUACCUUAGUAUCCAAAUAAUGCUUUUGUAAUAGCCAGCCAAAAGUAGUUAUGAUGUAUAUACUGUAAAUCCUGGGGGAGUCAAAAAUUAUCGUGCUCCAAUUGAAGUGAGUAUGAAGCACUAACUACAAGGAUGUAUUAAUUAUAUCUUAUCGCACAAACAAAAUCCCUCUACCUCCUUGCACAUAACCCUGCCCAUGCUUGUGUGUGAGGACCACUGAGGGACAAAAGAGUGACUGAUCCACGGCCUGACGGUGGCAGUGCUACAUAUAACCAUUUAGCUCCUUCCAAAUCUUGAUAAAUAGUUUUCAUUUUUAAGUAACAGAUGGAAGAUUAUUCUUUAAUAUCACUGAACUAAUAACAGUAAAGUUUGUUAGGGGCAGUCACUACAUCCAUGAGGGUCACUCCUUUUAGUACAAGUUUUGUAGAAUUCUAUACUUAGGAUUUGUAUAAUUUAUUGCUUAUCAAUCAUCUUGACUGUCAUUAUAAGCAAAUCUAUAUUUAUAGUAUACAUAAUUGGAAUUCUCUGGUAGUCUGAGCUGGCAAUUAUGUUAUCUCUGUGUUGUUUUUAUUUUUGGAGAUCUGCAAUGUGGACCUGCUCAAACUCCUUGACUUAAAUUAUGAAUAUGUUGAUGUAAGAUGGUAAAUAAAUCAUUGUUAUUGUUAUUUUACUCUUGGUUUCCAUAUUAGUGAACCAUUUUCAUUGCCUUGUGCUUGUGAGAUUUGCUAUUGCCUCUUGCAAGGGUUUCUUCUUUAUUUUUUCCCCAAAAAAAUACCCAUAAUAUUCAGGAUUGACUAUUACACAAGUAUGCUUGGUGUUUUGGAAAUAUUCUUAUUAUAAUGUCUUUUCAGUACUUCUAUGUUUCAGUAUGUACAAAUAUGAAAUUUCAAUGGGCACUAAUUUUAUUUUUUGAGUGUAAAAUAGAUGCAGAAAUUUUUGUUUAUGUAAUAAGUGUGUAAAUAUACAUUCCAUCUCCUAGAAGUGAUUGGAAUUAAACUAUUGUUAAUUGUAUAGCAAACUAUUCUUAAUAUGCUUGACAUUGUGCUGAAAUUUAAUUAGUGAAGAGAAGAAUGGCAUGUAUGGGAUGAAAAUAAGAGGUACUAGAGAGUUUGAGUGUUAAUGGGGUGCAGAAAAAUGUAUGAUGUGCUUAAUUUUUCAUUGUUAUCCAAACAAAUGCCAAAUAUUUUUUUUAUAAUUUACUUUAAAUGCACAACUGAUAAUAUUGUAAAUUAAUAAAAAUUCAGAAGAAA